UUUACGUGUCGUGUUUCUUUUCUUUAUUUACGAAUUAUCGUUAUAAUUAUUAUUGUUGUUGUCAUUGCAUACGUGAUAUCGUGCACUUUGCUUAGAGGGCUCAAAAAUUAUGCGACAGUUUUCACGUGAUAAACGAAUCCUCGAUAUUAGUGAUAAAAUACAGUUUAUUCGUGUUCAGUGUGCCGAUCGAAAGUGAUUGCAAAGUUCGCGUCGUUCCUUUUCGAUUUUAAUAGUAAUUAUUGUUGUUAUUAUUAUUAUUAUUAUUAUUACUGUUUCGAAACUUUAAUUCUUACUUCGUCUUACGAUUCGCGGCUCAUCGACGUUUCUUAUCUCCUUUUGGUAUUCGAAAGCGUUGAUCGUCGUUUCCUCGUCACGGAGAGAUACGUGAAAUAAAGUGAAAAUGUCUCUUUACGUUAAACUUGUGAUCGCCUUGUUCUACGUUAUCCUGCAGGCCGCUGGAGCUCCUCAUCAAACGCUUUACGCCGAUGGGAAUGUGCAAAGGUAUCUCACCCAGUUUGGAUACCUACCAGAAACCGAUCCGAAGCUUCAAAGCCUCAGAACGGAGUCUCAGCUCAUCGAAGCCAUAAAGGAACUCCAGCGUUUUGGAGGAAUACCGGUGACGGGAAAAAUCGACGAGGCAACGAUACGACUGAUGAAAGCGAGGCGAUGCGCCCUCCCUGAUAAACCGGAUUCGAGGUUUUCGACAGGGGCGAAUUUCGACGGGAUUCAUCAUCGACGACAGAAACGAUACGCUAUUCACGGCCAGAAGUGGGAUCACACCAAUCUGACGUGGAGUCUGAGGACCCCGAGGCCACGUGGACUCGAGGUUGGAGGAGUUCGGGUCGCUUUGGGUCAGGCGCUCGAUCUCUGGGCUGUAAACUCAAAGCUCACAUUCAAGGAAGUCAACAGCGACUACGCCGACAUUUUGGUUUACUUUGAACGGGGGAAUCACCACGAUGGACACCCCUUCGACGGAAGAGGCCAGGUUCUUGCUCACGCGUUCUUUCCGGGACCCCAACGCGGCGGAGACGCGCAUUUCGACGAGGACGAGGCUUGGCUGCUCGAAGACGAUCUCGCCGAAGAAGGCACCAGUCUCUACACCGUCGCUGCUCACGAGUUUGGUCAUUCCUUGGGCCUCGAUCACACCUCGGAACAGGGCGCCCUCAUGUAUGCCUGGUAUCAGGGCUUCAGUCGAAACGACAAACUUCCGGAGGACGACAGGAUCGGUAUACAGCAGAUGUACGGCUCUCCCCAAGAUAGGCUUUGGGGUCCCUACAAUCCUGGAACUCAGGAUAGGACCUGGCCUCGGCCUAGGCCUCGGCCACAACCUACCACCACGACUACCACGACGAUAAGGCCCUGGAGAACACGGCCAACGUGGCCAACCCGCCCAGUACGGCCAACGCGGCCGUACGAUUACCCGAAGGAACCGUGGGGACGACGUCCGGAGAAACCAAACCACAGGAUUCACCGUCCUGAAACACCUACGAAACAGAGGCCGGACAACAAUCCAGGAUACCAUCCACGGACGGACAAUUCCAUCCCCAAGACCUGCGACACGAGCUACGACGCCAUCAGCGUCAUCAGAAACGAGAUAUUCAUCUUCAAGGAUCGGUACUUCUGGAGGGUUUCGGACAAAGGUCUCAUGCCUGGAUACCCGGCCGAGAUAACUCGUUUCUUCAAAUUCACUCAGAACAUUCACCACGUCGAUGCCGUCUACGAGCGGCCCAACAAGAAGAUCGUCUUCUUCGUCGGCAGGCACUAUUACGUUUUCAGCGGAAGCCAGCAGGAGAAUGGCUAUCCGAGGCCACUUACCGACCUUGGACUUCCAGCCCAGUUGACCAAGAUCGACGGUGCUAUGAUAUGGGGAUACAAUCAGCAGACCUAUUUCUUCAGCGGACACCUGUACUGGAGAUUCGACGAGGCCGCCAAAAAGGUCGAAUUGGAUUACCCAAGAGACAUGGCCAUGUUUGCCGGGGUCAGUCCCAACAUAGAUGCCGUUUUCCAAGCGAAGAACGCUAAAACGUAUUUCUUCAAAGGGAAGGGAUUCUGGGAGUUUGACGAUCUUCGGAUGAGGGUGAAGAAAGAAAGACAGACACUCUCAGCCCCGGUUUGGAUGCACUGUCCAAGGGUGUACGAAGAUGAGGAUGAGGAUGAGAACAGCAAUUUGCCGCAGAAGGACAGGAUUACGGCUGUUAAUUCGAGUACGCAAACUGUUGCAACACUUUACGGCUUCGUAUUCAUCUGUGCCGUUAUCCUGAGGUUAUAGUAGAACGAAUUUAUGCAUUAAAAGAAAGAAAAAAAAAUCCCUAUCCCGAUACGGAAUGUAUACGAUUUUCUCGUACAUUCGAAUAACACACACAUACACACACACACACAAGCACACGUACACGCACAAUUUUCAUAUCUCGGGUAUAAUCAAACCUAUCGAAUAAAAUUCGAACAGCUGCUUAAUUCGCCGUCUGCACCCCUGAUUGUUAAUUGAAUUAUUGACGAAAGCUGAAGGGUAUAAUUUCGGAUUUUCCGUUGCACAAUAGAGCUAUGAAUUGAUCCGCCCACUAUAGCUUUCGCUCACAUACCACGUGAAAUAUAUCUGAAUGUUUUGUACGUGCACUGCACACUUACACUGCCAUAUGAACGAAAAACUAGUAAGAACAAUACAUGUGAGAAUUUACCUAUUCUCUUUUUUUCUUCCAUUCGGAUAGAGGAUUAGAUACCAAUGCGUUAGCUUACAAUGUUUUUUGUUACGUGCCGGAAAAUGAAUUACCUAUUUUUUAUCAUUUUUCUACUGGAUGGGCGUGCACGUUUAGUAAGAAACUGCAAAUUUUAUGCAGUUGACCGAAAGAUAUUUUGAAAAUGACGGUUAGUUGCGAGAAUUAUCAUAAUAUUUACGUAUAAGAGAACGACCAAUACUUUUUAUUCGGUCGAAUUCAAUUGUGACGUCAAAUCAAUAUGCAUAAUCAUUAUCCAUGCCGUUCAACUGUAUUCGAUCAAACUACCAUUCUCUGACUUUGAUUUAUACUCAUUUUUGUAUACCAUAGUUAAUUAUACGUAACAUAUAAUCUAGGACAAUUUAUCGUAUAGUGUCAGGUAAUAGCUGUAAUUUUCCUUGUACCAGACAGUUACUUAUUAUUAUUAUUAUUAUUAUUUUAUUUUAUUUCAUAUUACUUUUUAAUGACUUUUUGAUUCAUAUACUUUUUAUAUUUAACUUGUAUUUAUAUUUAUACAAAUAUAUAUAUAGAUAUGCUAACGGUUGCGAAAUGCAAGAACGUAACGACCAUAUGGCAGUGCAAUACUGAUACAACAUUGAACAAGUUUAUAAAAUUUAUUAUCUCAGUCAAAAAUCCCCCCCCCCGUUGGUUUUGUUUUUUUAUCUUGAUCAAUUCAUCACAAUAAGAAUUUCAUGAUGCUUGCACAAUCGGGAAGACGAUUUGACUGAACCAAGUUAAAAAAUGAUGACAAUUUAGUGAAACCUGAGGCCUUUUUGUAAUCCGUACGAAAUUUUGAAGAGAAAGUGUCUACCUGUACGAAUUCUAAAAUAUGACACUACCAAGAAUUCAAUGAACGAUAACUCGGUACUGUAUGAAGACGUGUGAAAACGAAGCAGUUUUAGAUAAUUUGUGUUUUUCUAUACAUGGUUUAAUUAUAUUUUGACACUUUUAUGGAAUUUCUGCAGUUAAAGGGUGUUUACAUUUUCGUUCAUCAAACGGUUUUAGUCAGAGUAGAAUAAAGUUGAAUUUAUUUAAACGAGGUUAAUAAUAAUACCAAGGUUUAUCAAUUGCGGAUAAUAUUAUUGGUAAUCUACUUCUGGAAUCGAAGAAAAACGAUACAAUUUUACUAAGUGAAUACUUACAUAGUUCUAUCAGUUGUAUAACUGUGAUAUUUAUAUAAUCUGAGAGAAUAGGUAGAAUAUUUAUAUGUGCUAAGUUUAUACUAUACAAAUAAAAACUAUUGCGGUGAUGUCAAAUUUAAUGGGUUAUCAACGGUGGUAUCUGAUCCGUCUACAACAUUAAGAGAUUAAUUGAAUACAUGACAAUCAUAAUUUCAAUAUUACAUCCACUGACCGAUUCCGAAUAACCAGGAAAUCCGUUUCAAAGGGAUAAUAAAUAAUACGUGAUAACGAUCUCAUACCACAUAAAUAUGUGCUAACCUUCCGGGAGAAAUCAACAUAAGUUUUGCAUUCAUUUACUAAAACCAUGGUAAUCCAUGUAUAACUAUAUUAUGUGUAAUACGAGAAAAUGGAAAUGGCCUUCAUCGAUGUGAAUAAGAUAAUUUAUACAAAAUCCCAAAGCCUUACAUGCCUAAGCCAUUUUCGUCGUUCCACUUCUACCGAACAGAAGGUGUUUAUGAGAAGUACGAACUGAGAGGGACGAAAUAUUUGAAUGAACAUUGAUUCAAGCAGUGGUUGAAUUACAGUUAUACCAAAUCUGAACGUCACAUACUUACUAUAUUGUAUUUUAUUAUUCUGAUAUAUAUAUAUGUAUAUACAAGAAUAAAAUGUAAUUUCGUGUA
Messenger RNA from Neodiprion virginianus, 4512 nucleotides. Its product is annotated as matrix metalloproteinase-2-like. Lineage: Eukaryota; Metazoa; Arthropoda; Insecta; Hymenoptera; Diprionidae. Gene Ontology annotation, cellular component: extracellular matrix. The transcript has 10 exons. The record is from RefSeq and is a predicted model, not a curated record. Gene Ontology annotation, biological process: collagen catabolic process; extracellular matrix organization; proteolysis. Gene Ontology annotation, molecular function: zinc ion binding; metalloendopeptidase activity. The coding region runs from base 401 to 2269 and encodes 622 amino acids.